UCGAGAGUCUUGGACAGAACUUUGAAGGCAAAACUGAACGGGGGGAAGUCAGAGUUAGCUCAGUCUGCUUUUCUGCACAGCUGAGUUUUGGAUGUAAUAGGAGAGAGAGUGUUGAAACUUUUUUUUCCAUAUCACAGAGGAGUGGACGUGGUAUUGCAAAGGAUCAUCUGUGAGAAGGAGCAAAAUACACACAGAAAAACAAAGAAUACCUUGCUGAGGAAGGUAAAAGUCUUAAUAUCUUGAGAAUAUUUAAAAGCAAGCUGUGUAAACGGUGAUCAUGGGAACCAUCUGGAGCAUUAAGAAGAAAGAAAACCUUUCCAUGCUUUUGAGGAAAAAAGGAUUCUUUUCUUGGACAAAGGGGUGAUAUCUUAUUGCACAGAAGACCCUCACACAGAAGUAAUUCCAGGUGUCAUACAGUCUCAAGUCUUCUUGUAAAUACUCACAUUUACCCAGCGGCAUUCCUGUGCCCUCAUUGCCAAUGUGUUUCUGUGUGACUUUUGGAUUUGAUAUACAGUAGUUAGACCCGUCCCAGUAAAACUCCUGGAUGUCUCAGUCAGGCGGCUCCACGACAGACACCCAGGCCCUUCUGCAGUCCAUGCUGCAGCGACUGAAGCUCCAGCCGGGCACGGAGCGCUUGGGAGGCCUGCACCCCCCCAGGCCUGACACCGCUGCUCCCACCUGGGGGCAGAACGGACUGAAAGGAUCUCCCAGCCUCCAGGCUGUUGCCAGAGUAAACAGCAUCUCUGUAAACGGGUUUGGGACAGCUGCGGCAGAGUCGGCUCAGACUGAUGACAUCAUCAAAGAGCCAAUAGAAGAGGGCAGAGGGGUACUCAUUAAUAAUGGCAACCCCCAAAAGGGGCAUGAGGGGAGGAAGUGGGAUUCUAGGCAGGAAUUCGGGAUCCCUGCGUGGGACGGCAACUUGGAAAGCAGUCCCAGAGGCAGGGAGGGACAGCAACCAAGCCAUGGUGGUCAAAUAGACAGGGGACAGGAAACAAUGGCUUCUUCUCCGAGACUCAUUUCCUCCCCCUCCUAUAAAGACAACAGUGAUACUGAUAGGGGUGAGAACAGGGGCUCGGGACAGGCUGAUUUGCCGGCGCUCAGCCCAACGGGACAGCAGCUGUUUCCUGCAAAACCACUUAAGGAUGCUGAUGUCACUUUGUCUGAGGGGACAGAAGAUGAGAUACAAAGGGAAAAGGAGGGGAAUGGCAAUUCUGCAAUGAAAAAAUGCAUCCCCUGUGAAAACCUUUCAGUGACGGAUGCUGUCACAAAUGUCUAUGACGAUCAAGGUUCACUCCCUGAUGCUUCACCUUUGACCUCUGGAAGCCCACAGCAGAGUGAGGCCCAAGAUGGCUCUCCCACUUCGGUCCAGGGAUUUACACCCAGAGUGUAUGUUUGGUCCUUGAAGGCCACAGAGACAAGUCCAGGCACAGGGAGUGAAGACGAGAAAACGUUGCUGGUGGAAAAUGGAGGUAGCAAAGACACAGAGGUUGUCUCGGCGAGCCAAAAGACAGUGAACGGCACCUCAGAAAAGCAACCCAAAAAAACCUUUGAGACUAAAACGAGGUGGACACAGAAGAUCAAAAUGAGAUGGGCGGAGAGGCGCUCAAGUUUGGGGAAAAAAAGAGAAGAAGCUGGAGGGAGAGUUGAGAUGAAGAAUGGAAAAGAGUUUGAAUUUCCAGCUCCAAGCCAGCCACCAGCUGCAGAAAAUCCCAUCAACAUGACAACCAAACAGGGGGAAAGGACCCAGGAUUCAGUAGACAGGACUGAUCCCGCUGAUAGCCCCACACUCUCAGAGGACUGCACCGCAGAGAGUCAGAUCAGAUCCAUCAGCGACUUUGAGUUCAGCCUGGGGCCCUUCAGCCUGAUGGAGGAGAUCCUCACAGGUCAAGAGUGGGCAAAAUUCCUAAAUCCUGCCCUGCCAGCCUUCUCAACCAAUCAGAGAUCAUCAGAACAGCCAUCAAGCAAGCCAGAAAGCACUUUGAGCCCUCAAGGCCAAAAUGGGGCCCAGUCACCAGUGAUCCCGAACCAACCAGCAGGUGUGAACAACCACUGGAGCUUCAGGGGAAGUGAGUCAACCCAAGUUUCAGGUUUCAGCAUGGCACCGGUAUCAGCUGAUGUCUCCGUGCCUGCCAGAAUGGACAUUUCAGAACCAAUGGAGCACAGUCACACCCAAGCAGACAUGGAGUCAGAAGAGAGCGGAAAGGGAGUGGAACAUAAAGAUCAAGAAGCUGUUACCUAUAAAAAGCCUGCAGAUGUUUUGGACAAUUUGGCCUUGAAGAGCAGAGUCCUCCUCAACAGGAAGAGAGCGCAUCAUUCGCAGGAGAAGGGAGGAGAGUGGCUGCAAGCAGAGGAAGGGGAGACAAGAGACAAAAAAGAAGCAGAGACAGAUGAGUCCCAGUCUUCUCCGAGAGCAGCCGGUCAUGAGACAGAAACGCCAACAGAGGAGAAUGUCUUCACAUUACAUCCCAUCAAGUCUUCUCUUCCCUCCCCAUCUUCCUCUACUCCUCCUGUUCGUGCACCCCGCAGCGUGCUCAAACACUCCAUAUCUCAGGACUCAGAGUCCUCCUUGUUAAUGGAGACCGUCCCAAAAAAGAGGCGAGUUGAGGAGACACGGCGGGUUCGUUUCGCAGAGGAGGUGAUUAGCAUACCAGCCGUAGAGCUGGAUCUGGAUGGUGCCGACUCAGAGGAGGAUUCUGGGACAGAAGAGGAGUCGGUGGUAGAGGAGGAGGAGGCUGAGAUGGAGCAGACAGCGAUGGAGGAGGAGGUGGCACCGGCACCGCGGCCCGCACUCCCUGCCUGGAUACUUGCCCUGAAGAGGAGAAAGACGGGGAGGAAGCUCAGACAUUGACCACAAACAAACUGCAACAAAUAUCCAACUCCACAAGUCAUUUGGCUGAGUACUGAGCCUCAAAGACUUGUUUUCCUCAGCAAAUCUGCCACAGAGGGGAGAUAGUUUCACUAUAGGGAGGACGUGAUUUUCAAAUAGGGCAGAUCACUCCUGGAGCACUGAAACAACUUGACCCAAGAAAAUAUAAAAAAAGGAAUUGAAUUAAAAACAAGUGAAAUUAUCUCACCCAACAAAGAGAUUUUUUUUCACAUUUUAAAGACUCAAUUCUAGAUUGAAUACCAUGUAAAAAUGACUAUUUAUUUGCAGUGUGAUCAUUGUUUCUUGCCUUGGUUUCUCCUUGGACAUGAGAGCACCUAAGUGUAUCUAUUAAUUCAUUAGCUCUUGUCUGGAUUUCAUACACAGAGCCAAAACAAAAUGGCAAAGAACUGCAUAUGUUUAUUGAUUUUCUUUGACAUUCAGGCUCCAAACUCUGAAGUUUUCAACCUUAAUUCAAGCAGCAACGCCCUGCCUCACAUUCACAACAUUUUCCUGCACAACUACCUUCUAUUGGCGACUAAGCACUUAGAUUAGCCCUGGCUGGUCGAGCGGUUCAAUAUAGCAAAAAGCCCAAAUCUCUAAUCUCAAAAAGUAGUUUUUUUCCUGCCUUUUCCAGCUCUUUUUUUCAUCUAAUCAGGUCACAUCCAGUGCCUGAAUCAGCUAACAUCCCUCUGCCAUCUUUUGGAGAUUUCCCCCAAACUGUUGCCUUGUCCUCCUGAAUCUCAGAGGGCGCAGCAGCAGACGACUGUGCGGUUCCACUGUACAGUUCCUGUCUCCCGCUCUGCAUCAUCUGUCUCUUGGUAAUGGCUCCCUGUCUGGCACUAGUCGCAUCUGCCUGCCUCCAUUCUGGCAGAGCCUGUAGAUGGAAGAGACACUGGCUGGAAGGCGAAGCUGUGGCUGACUGUCAGUGGUUUUUGCUCCUCAUUGUUCAGCUGGUGAGGCCCUGUCUGAGAGCUAAAAGGAGGCUAAUGGGCACUGAGCUACUCCAGCUACAGUGCCAUCCUGAACGGGCCUCUCCUCUUCAUAAUGUUCUUCAGAGGAUUAUCAAUUUUGGCCUCUAUUGUACACAUAAUUCCAGGCCACUGGGGAAGUGCAGUGCCAGUGUUGAUGGCACAGAAAUAAGUGACCUCCAUUCUAGUUUUCAACCUAAACCACCUACAGUGGUGCCUCCCUGUAGAUGCAUGGGAAGUAAGUGAAUCUGCAAGGGACAGGCAAAAGCUUAAGUUACAGCUCCCAGGUGUUAUGCUCAACACCUGGGUAUUUAUGAAGAAAUGAAGAUGAUCUAGACAAGGUCAAAUCCACCUCAGCUGCCUUCAUUGUCCCAUCUUAAUUUAUUAUAUCUUCUGAAGGAAAAGUCAUAUAAGCUGGCAAAUUAUUUCUGUUUUUGCACCCACAUGCAUAUCAAAGAGCUGCCAAGUCACUGACUGUUGUUUUAGUUAGUUAGUUCGAGAGUUUGGAAAAAACUCUGUUAGUCCUCUCAGUCUCCAGAUGAUUUCUGAGCUAGAGAGCUUUGUGCCACUGUGUAUCAUACUCUGCCAUUUCCUUUAAAUGUGUAAUAUUGACUUUUGUGUGAUUAAAUUAGUACAUCAGU
This is a messenger RNA of Myripristis murdjan (pinecone soldierfish), 4475 nucleotides long. Its product is annotated as nucleolar protein dao-5. Bases 545 to 2848 code for a protein of 767 amino acids. The record is from RefSeq and is a predicted model, not a curated record. Lineage: Eukaryota; Metazoa; Chordata; Actinopteri; Holocentriformes; Holocentridae. The transcript is spliced from 6 exons.